Messenger RNA from Ctenocephalides felis (cat flea), 816 nucleotides. RefSeq names its product achaete-scute complex protein T8-like. The record is from RefSeq and is a predicted model, not a curated record. Gene Ontology annotation, molecular function: RNA polymerase II transcription regulatory region sequence-specific DNA binding; DNA-binding transcription factor activity, RNA polymerase II-specific; protein dimerization activity. Lineage: Eukaryota; Metazoa; Arthropoda; Insecta; Siphonaptera; Pulicidae. The coding region runs from base 1 to 816 and encodes 271 amino acids. Gene Ontology annotation, biological process: developmental process; regulation of transcription by RNA polymerase II. The transcript has a single exon.
AUGGCUACAAUAGGUGUUGUGACUUAUGCACCUCAUGUGAAAUUAGUGUUGACCAAUAACAACAAUCAGAAUUUGACCACUAUAGAUCCUAAACCCCUUGCCAAGCAUGACAUUUUGAUAGUACGAAAACCACAGAAAUUUGAUAAUGAAAACAGUGAAAAUCAACCCGAUUUGCUCAGGGCUAGGAAGAAGUCGAAGUUGAGGGAUAAUAAGUCCUCUUCAGCUCUUCCUAAUGCUGUUGCUAGAAGAAAUGCCAGGGAACGUAACAGAGUUAAACAAGUAAAUAACGGAUUUGCAAUGUUGCGCCAACAUAUUCCUUGUGAAGUAGCUGCUGCUUUUGAAUCAGCUUCUGGUCACAAAUCAGGUACAGGGUCUAAAAAGCUCAGUAAAGUUGAUACUUUACGAAUGGCAGUCGAAUAUAUCAGAGCCCUAGAAGAUUUACUAGCUCUUACAGACGGUACGGAGUCUAUAACCUCCCAAAACACCACAUCGUUUUCCCUUCCUGAUGACCAAAUUUCGUUGUCACUAUCAGACGCAUCCACACCACAACAAUAUGAGACUUUCAGGGUUCUUCCUCCAUUAUUUGACGAAGAUCAAGAAAAUCAGAUACCUCUAAAUGAUGAUGAGUUGAUGCAAAGUGAUGAUCAGUUUUUGGAUUACCAACAAGAAGUAGCAAGAGUUUAUGGCAGUCUUUUGAGUGUCAAACGAGAAGUUGAUGAUGAAAAUGUCAUGGAUAGCCAAACUGGCGAAGGAGUAAUUGACGUAAUGGCUUGGUGGGAACUUCAACAGAAAAUGUCAGGUGUUGUGAGUACAUGA